Molecule: messenger RNA, 1053 nt
Organism: Branchiostoma belcheri (Belcher's lancelet)
Lineage: Eukaryota; Metazoa; Chordata; Leptocardii; Amphioxiformes; Branchiostomatidae
Product: neuropeptide FF receptor 2-like
Exons: 5
Coding region: 1-1053 (350 amino acids)
Biological process (GO): G protein-coupled receptor signaling pathway
Cellular component (GO): membrane
Molecular function (GO): peptide binding; neuropeptide receptor activity
Source: RefSeq, a predicted model, not a curated record
AUGGAUAUGAUAGACAUACCAUUUGAGGAGCUGGUGGAGCUCCUGGCUAACAUUAGUAAAACGGAGAAGGGCAGGGAGGUGAUGAAGUCCAUCACCAUGGACCGCUACCGCCUAUCCCCGCCUGUCAUCGGCCUCAGCAUUCUGGCGUACUCUCUGGUGUUCGUCCUCUGUCUGAUCGGAAACAUCCUCGUGCUGAUCGUCGUGAUCCGGACCCCGAGAACCAGAACUAUCACCAACUACUUCAUCCUCAACCUGACCAUCAGCGACCUGCUCGUGGGGAUCUUCUGCGUGCCCUUCACGUUAGUCAACCACAUCUUCACAGAGAAUCAAUUUGGUGACGGCCUGUGCAAGUUUACACCUCUCAUCCAAGGAGUGGCUAUCGGGGCUUCUGUAUUCACGCUAACAGCCAUCGCACUCGACAGACACCGUCUCAUCAUCCACCCUACUGAGCGGAAGCUGACAGGGAAGGAAGCGUUCGGCAUCAUCACUGGCAUCUGGGUCCUCUCCCUCACGAUCAUGAUUCCCCAGGUUUUCAUCAGACGCGAGGAGGUCAUCGAGAUUUUCGGACAGAGCAUGCACAUCUGUGGCGAGUUCUGGCCCUCUAGCGAGGCGAAGCAGAUCUACAGCGGGUUCCUGUUCGUGCUGUGCUACAUGGGCCCCCUGCUCCUCAACGCCUGCCUCUACGUCAGGAUCGGUCUGACGCUGUGGUUCAAGAAGCCGGUGGUGAGAACGCCCAUGGCCGCUGCCGACGCUAUCAAAAAGCGCAGAGUUGUCAAGAUGUUGAUUAUGAUUGUGUCGCACUUUGCUCUCUCGUGGCUACCCCUCUACACGUGCUGGCUGUUGGAUGACUUUAAUGCUUUGUCCGUGUCUCAGUCAGAAACCAUGCAUGAUUAUAUCUACCCUGCGGCCCACUGGCUGGCGUUUACCAACAGUGUGUUCAACCCCAUUGUGUAUGGAUAUUUCAACAAUCAUCUGAGAGAGAACUUCAAAAACGUCAUGACCUUAAAAGCAGUGACAAAUAGCACCAUGAAUAGAACACGGGAGACACUGUAA